Daphnia pulex (common water flea) is the source of this 1242-nucleotide messenger RNA. It is a transcript of the gene Nubp1, whose product is annotated as cytosolic Fe-S cluster assembly factor nubp1-like. The transcript is spliced from 10 exons. Gene Ontology annotation, cellular component: cytosol. The coding region runs from base 137 to 1072 and encodes 311 amino acids. Lineage: Eukaryota; Metazoa; Arthropoda; Branchiopoda; Diplostraca; Daphniidae. Gene Ontology annotation, biological process: iron-sulfur cluster assembly. Gene Ontology annotation, molecular function: ATP binding; 4 iron, 4 sulfur cluster binding; ATP-dependent FeS chaperone activity. The record is from RefSeq and is a predicted model, not a curated record.
GUAACAGACGACAUUCGACUUUCGACAUAAAACCAGAGGCUUAUUCUUUGUGAAUGAACACAACAUCAACAACGGCAAACAACACUUUCUGCCAUAAACGAGACAGCAAGCACACGAUAAAGCCUACACGAUACAAAUGGAAAACGAAAUACCGGAACAUUGCCCUGGUGUUCAGAGUGAAGCUGCAGGAAAAGCAUCUACAUGUGAUGGUUGUCCAAAUCAAAAGAUCUGUGCCUCUGGUGAAGUUACAGUAGAAGAUCCUAAAAUAAUGGUUGGUAUUCAGGAACGCAUGUUGAAUGUGAAACACAAGAUAUUGGUACUUUCUGGCAAAGGCGGAGUAGGUAAAAGCACAUUAACCAGUAUGAUAGCCAGAGUGUUUGCUCAGGAUCUCACCAAAAAUGUUGCUGUUAUGGAUAUUGAUAUUUGUGGUCCAUCAGCCCCUCGCAUUAUGGGAGUUGAAGGUGAAACAGUUCACCAAAGUGGUUCUGGCUGGUCUCCUGUUUACAUAGGUGAAAAUUUAUCUGUCAUGUCUGUUGGACUACUUUUAGCAAGUCCUGAUGAUGCAGUGAUUUGGAGAGGACCAAAAAAAAAUGGUCUGAUCAAACAGUUCCUGAGUGAAGUUGAUUGGGGCUCAUUAGACUACUUGUUAAUGGAUACGCCGCCAGGAACAUCUGAUGAACAUUUAUCCAUUGCACAGUACAUGCUUCCUUGCCAACUUACUGGGGCAAUAAUCGUCACUUCACCCCAGGAGAUUUCUCUUUUAGAUGUUCGCAAAGAAAUAAACUUUUGCAGAAAGGUCAAUAUUCCAAUAAUUGGUAUAGUUGAAAACAUGAGUUGGUUUGUGUGUCCCAAGUGCAGUAAAGAAAGCGAAAUAUUUCUUGCCACUACAGGGGGUGCUCGUCAGAUGGCAAGUGAAUUUAACUUGCCCUUCCUUGGUCAAAUUCCGCUCGAUCAUCGUCUUACUCAAGCAUGUGACGAGGGGAUCGAUUUCUUCGAAGAAUAUUCAGAUUCUGCUACUGCUUCAGCAUUUAUUCAGCUUGUUAAAGAAAUCAAAGCACACAUCAAGGAGUGAUUUAUAACUAGCUCGGUGCACCGAGCCAAUUGGUUCCUUGGUGCACCCGCAACCAAGAAAUAAAUCAAACCUCAUCAACGUUAAUUUUUCUACAGAAAAUCGGUGUUUCCGCUCCUUAAAAAAAGAUUUGCUGUAAUGUGUUUUACUUCAAUACAUUUAUCUACACUAUA